AUGUUGAUCGAGGACCAACGAUUCCUCCAUGAAGACCUCGAGAGGUUGGAGCAAGCCGUUGCUGAUCGCGUGGCGGAGAAACCGCGAAACAUCCGCGAAGAACUUGCUCGCGACCAUGAGCUUGCGAAACUCCUGGACCGAAUCGAGGAACAGUCCAAGAGGUUACUGGAGAUCUACAAGGAUGCGGACGGACUACGCGAGAAGGAAGUGCAGUCGAUUGCGACGGGAGAUCAGUUUGAAGAAUUCUACAAACAGCUUGAUGACAUCAAGGGUUUCCACAAGCGGUACCCGAACCAACCUGUCGACAACCUCGAGCGGGCAUACAAGCGCCGACAGCCCGGCGAAGGCGAGGUGUACGGCAUGCAAAUCGACAACAUGUUCACUGGUGAGGAAGGUUUCGGACAGUACUUCGACUUGACCACGAUUCACGAAGAUUACCUGAACCUGCCCAGCGUGAAGCGGUUGAAUUAUAUCCAAUAUCUUGAUAUCUUCGACGUUUUCACUCCCCCGGCCAUGAUGAUUAAACGGAAAGACAAGCUUUCCGACAAAUAUUUCCGCUAUGUGGGCGAGCUCGCCACCUACCUGGAAAGCUUUAUCAGGCGAGCUCGACCCCUGGAAGACCUGGACAAGUUAUUUGGGAGCUUCGAUGAGGAAUUCGACAAACAGUGGGCGGCGAAGGAGGUUCCCGGCUGGACGGAAGAAAAGGUUGAGAACGGAGCCUCUGACCCUAAAACUGAAGGGACAGGCGAAGGAAUAUGGUGCCCAGAUUGCGAGAGGGAGUUCAAGAACGAGAACGUCUACCGGAAUCACUUGACGGGCAAGAAACAUAUUCGAGCUGCGGAGGCUCGCAAAGCCUCGGGCGCUUCGGGCGAGAAGCCCUCAGGGUCAAUGAGCAAUGGCUCAUCUUACAGCUUGAAGGAGCGUGCUGUUGCUGAACGUGAGCACCGCGUACGAUGCUUGGCGAAGACGCUCAAAGACCAUCGACAAGCCACCAGGACCAACGUGGAGCGGAGACAGGGAAUGACGGAACGUGAACGCCAAAUGGAACUUGAGGCCUUGAUGGCCGAGCCCGAGAGUUUUGCGGAAGGCCAGGCAGGAGAGCAUUCCGACGACGAUGAUGACGAGGACAAGAUCUACAAUCCGUUGAAGUUGCCUUUGGCCUGGGAUGGCAAGCCCAUCCCAUACUGGCUCUACAAGCUCCAUGGUCUUGGAGUCGAGUAUCAGUGUGAGAUCUGCGGUAACCACACCUACAUGGGUCGUCGGGCAUUCGAUAAGCAUUUCUCUGAAGCUACACACAUUCACGGGUUGAAGUGCCUGGGCAUCACAGCAAACACCAACCUCUUCCGCGAGAUCACUAGCAUUGACCAGGCCAUACAGCUUUGGAACUCGUUGGAAGCCGAACGCAAGAAGGAGCGGGAUGCCCGCGACAACGUUGUGCAGAUGGAGGAUGCCGAGGGCAACGUUAUGCCAGAGAGGAUCUAUCUUGAUCUUCAAAAGCAGGGCAUUCUCUAA
Molecule: messenger RNA, 1512 nt
Organism: Penicillium cinerascens
Lineage: Eukaryota; Fungi; Ascomycota; Eurotiomycetes; Eurotiales; Aspergillaceae
Product: SF3a splicing factor complex subunit PRP9
Exons: 3
Coding region: 1-1512 (503 amino acids)
Biological process (GO): mRNA splicing, via spliceosome
Cellular component (GO): spliceosomal complex
Molecular function (GO): zinc ion binding; RNA binding
Source: RefSeq, a predicted model, not a curated record